CGAGAAGGAAGGGAGGGAGAGAGAGAGGGAGGGAGGGCUUGUCCUUAUGAGGUCUGCGGGAGUGUGAUGACUGCGAGACACGAUCCGUAAGCACGAAUUCUUUACAAAAGGGGCUGAUCGCGGCUGUCGUGCUUUAGAGGCGUUGUUAAGGAGGAGGCGCGGAUCGGAGCGCGAGCGACGGGAGGGGAGGAAGGGAGGGGAGGGGAAGGGGCAGGAGGAAGGGAAUUUUGGUGGAGGAGGAAUUGGGCGAUUGGCGACGAGGAGCGGGAAGGGAAUUCGUCGAGCGGCGGGCGUUUCUUGGGGGCGGAGGAUUGACAGGGUUGAGGACGAGUGCGAGUGCGUCAGAAUGGCGGACGGUGUGGGAGCCGAGAAUCUGGUGCAGGAGCUGCGGGACGUGUUUGCCACCGGGAGGACCAAGAAUUUCAAAUGGCGCGUCGAGCAAUUGCGAGGAUUGGCGCGGUUCGCCUCCGAGAUGGAGAAGGAAAUUUGCGAGGCCGUGCACAAGGAUCUGAGCAAGCCGGCGUUCGAGUGUUACACCUCCGAGAUCGCGACUCUUGAACGCUCUGCCAAAGAUACCGAGAAGGACCUGCCCAAGUGGAUGAAGCCACAGAAGACUCCCGUACCAAUCGCAGCUCAGCCGGGGAACGCCCAGAUAAUAUCAGAACCUCUUGGAGUUGUUUUGGUGAUAUCAGCAUGGAACUACCCUGUCUGGCUUUCCCUGGAGCCGGUCUUAGGUGCCAUCGCGGCUGGAAAUUGUGUUGUGUUGAAGCCCUCCGAGCUUGCUCCCGCUGUCUCAGCGCUACUUGCGAAGUACAUUCCACUGUACGUAGACUCGAGUGCAGUCAAAGUGGUGGAAGGUGGAAUUCCAGAGACCACAGAACUUCUCGAGCAGAAGUGGGAUAAAAUCUUCUACACAGGAAAUGGAAGAGUAGGAAGAAUUAUUUUGACGGCUGCUGCGAAACAUUUGACCCCUGUGGUCUUAGAAUUGGGCGGCAAAUCACCUGUUAUUGUCGACUCCACAGCUGACAUUGAGGUAGCAGCAAGGCGUAUUUCCUGGGGAAAGUGGGCUAGUAAUAACGGGCAGGCUUGCAUCUCUCCGGAUUACAUUCUAGCUGAAGAGUCAAUUGUACCUAAACUGAUCAGCAACCUCAAGGACAGUUUGAAGGCGUUUUAUGGGGACGAUGUUUCCAAGGGUGAGAUAUCUCGGAUCGUCAACAAAGUGCAUUAUAAUCGACUUCUGGGUUUAGUGAACGAGGAAAGAACGUUGGACAAGGUCGUUCACGGGGGAGAGACGAAUGAGAACAAUCUGUACAUUGCUCCAACUAUUAUUCUGGAUCCUCCUCAAGAUUCACCGAUCAUGCAGGAAGAAAUUUUUGGUCCUCUGCUGGUGAUCCUAACUGUCAAAAGUGUCGACCAGGCGAUCAAGUUUGUAAACUCCAGACCAAAACCACUAGCGCUCUAUGUCUUCAGCAAUAGCAAGGCUGUUCAGCAACAAGUUAUCGAAGAGACCUCAUCGGGAGGGGUGACUGUCAACGAUACUAUGCUUCAUGUGGCAACAAGCGGCCUACCUUUUGGGGGCGUUGGAGAUAGCGGCAUGGGAGCUUAUCAUGGUGUUCACUCAUUCAAUGUCUUCAGCCACAAGAAGGCGGUUCUAUACAGAGGUUUCAGGGCAGAUAACUCAAUAAGAUAUCCUCCCUACACCAACAAGAAGCAAAGACUGAUUAGAGCCCUAAUGUCAGGCAACUUCCUCGGCCUGAUUCUCAUUUUGAUAGGUUUGAAAUGAGCAAACUGGUUCGAGAAGAGAAUCUGAUUUCCUACAGAGCAUAGGAACCUGCCUACAUUGUCAAGGUGAGGAACAAGCCCUGAGUACUAACCUGGAUAAACUGACAGCGAGGGGUAGCGCGCACGUAUGGAGAUCAACAGUGAGGAAUCCAGAAUCCCACAGCUAUGACUGCUAUAAGCCAAACGUAGAUAUCUUAUCAUCGCCUCGUUCCGAGGAAGAAUGCAAAAGAUCUAAGAUCAUUCUGGCCCUGCACUCAGUCCCUAUUCAUCAUGUACACAUGCAGGUCCUCUGCUUACUACCUUCGGGUCUUAGAAUUCCGAGCUCUUUGUAGUGUUCGUAGAAGCUGAUUCGUUGUACCAUACGCUGAAUACAUACAACCAUCAUUUGUUUGGUACCAACAUGACAUUUCAUUAAGCUCCAGUCCUAUAGGUCUAUGCCAGUUGAGAUGAUGUAAGGUUGCUGUAUAAUAAUUUCAAAUUCAGUUUAACCUCG
Marchantia polymorpha subsp. ruderalis is the source of this 2275-nucleotide messenger RNA. Lineage: Eukaryota; Viridiplantae; Streptophyta; Marchantiopsida; Marchantiales; Marchantiaceae. The record is from the annotation of a GenBank genome assembly.